CCACCCACCUCUCCUCUCGUCUCUUCUCUCCCACCGACCUCUCUCACUUUGCCUCCCUGGAUCCUGGCUCCCGCCUGCCUCUCUACCUGCUCGUCCUGUUCUGGUGUCUGCCUGCCUGCCUGUCUGCUCCUCCCUGACUGGCUGGCAGCCUCGUUCUCUGGUUGUCUGUCUGCUCUCCUGGCUGUUUGCCCACCGCUCUCUCUCCAGCCAUCUGUCUCCCCGCCUGCCUGUCUCUGUCACUUUUUUAGCCUUCGUCUCUUGGUUUGUCUACCUUCCAGGCCCUGCCAUGCCUCCCUAUCUGGGUUUGCCUCUUAUCUUUCUCCUCUCCGUGUUCCUCCCCUUGUGUAUGCCUAGUAAGUCCGCAAUUUUCUGCUCGCCUCCCCGAGCGUCCGUCUGCUCGCCGGUCCGCCCAGCCUGCUCUGCUGCUGCUGGCCGCCCCCCUGCCCCAUCCAGUGCUCGCCUCCUUUUCCUCCGGCUGCACCUCCACUUGGGCUCCACGGAGGUGGCCUCACUACCCCAAAGCUGUCAGCCACUCCCUUGCCCUGACAUCUCUGGGCCUUCCUGUCGCACCGCCCGCCUUGCCUUUCCCUACUGCUGGCCUUCACUCGAGGCGGGCCUGCUUCUGCUGUGUCUUAUCUCUGGCCUCUGCGAUGCUCAGGCCACAUCUCCGGCCACAUUGGGUCUACAUCUCCACCUGCCUUUCUUCUCUCGUCGUCUUGGUGCAUCCCUCCACCCCGUGCCCCUCCCCGCCAGUCCCCUGCCCCUGUCCCUGAGGCAGCCGCCACUUCGUGCUUAUUGGACGUCGUGCCAGACGAGGGUCUCCGAGGAUCUCAGUCUCCCCACCUCCCCGCCAUUUGCUGCCCUUCUUUCUCCUCCUCUCCCAGUCCUGCCCGAUGCUUCUUUCUCCGUCCCUUUGUCACUGGGCCUGCCGGUUCUUGUCCCAUCUUUUCGCUUCUACUCUAGGGCACCUGUCUUCCUGGCUGACCGGCUGCUCGUGGCUUGCUCAUGCUGCCGGGACCUGGGGCGCACCUGUCCCUCCCAGGGGCUUCUCCUCUGUGUAGGGAACUGCCUGCAGAGAACCAAGCGCCAUCAGUCCCCUCACGGCCCAGCCAUGCAUCAGCUGAGACAGGACGUGGGGGCCCCCGAGGACCUGAAAAGUACCAUGUCCAUCCGUCAGGUGUGGUUACUAAGGGAGCCCACGGGCCCAGCUCGUGUGCAUGCAGAGUGCGGGCCUGCCCUGCCUCCCUGGCACGUCUGUGUGCACGUGGCGUGUACAGCCUUCACAGGCCUCUGACUCUCCACCCCUGGGCCCGGGCAACGAGCACGGCCUCCUCCCGAUCUGAAACACCGCUUCCUCCUACAACUUUUCUCCCUCUGCCUCCUUCCGGCGGGCACCUUGGGGAUGGGGAGGCUCAGUCCUUGGGGGGAACAAAGACACAGCCUCUGUGCGGGUCUCUCCAGGGGGACGACAAGGAAACUUCUGCACAGGACGCACUGCUCUUUCCCUGCCCGCGUUCCUGAACCGCACUGUGGCAGCCCCGGCCUCUGGGCCUCUGGCCCCUUUCCCGCCCGCCCUUUCUCACUUCUCUUUUCUCGGUUCUGUCUUUCCCCUCAACUGUCUGUCUUGGGCUGCAUUCGAGCGUCCCUCUGAUUGGCCACCUUCCCCCUCUUCUGUCUGAUUGGCCUGCAUCCCUCCAUCACCCCAUCUGUCUGCUGGAUUCUCCCUGUCUGCCUGCAGUAAUGGAU
Messenger RNA from Mustela erminea (ermine), 1746 nucleotides. RefSeq lists its product as uncharacterized. Lineage: Eukaryota; Metazoa; Chordata; Mammalia; Carnivora; Mustelidae. The record is from RefSeq and is a predicted model, not a curated record. Bases 287 to 1294 code for a protein of 335 amino acids. The transcript has 2 exons.